Molecule: messenger RNA, 1275 nt
Organism: Eupeodes corollae
Lineage: Eukaryota; Metazoa; Arthropoda; Insecta; Diptera; Syrphidae
Exons: 3
Coding region: 1-1275 (424 amino acids)
Molecular function (GO): nucleic acid binding
Source: RefSeq, a predicted model, not a curated record
AUGAUUCCUUCACAAGAUGUUUUCAAAUUCAGCUUUAAUGACGAAAAGAUAAGUAAAAUUAACACACAAAUAACAAAACGAACAGUUUUGGCCGAUCUUGCAAGACUUUUCGAUCCUCUUGGUUUGCUCGGACCAGUAAUAGUGAUUGAUUUACAUCGUAGACAUAUGCACGCUUCUCAUAGAGCGUUAAUAGCCAUCUCCAGACAACAAUAUUGGAUACUAGGUGUUGGACAUGCAGCUCGACAAGUCAUUAGUCGAUGCAUCAUAUGCUUUAGAGCAAAGCCAAGAUCCAUCAACCAAUUGAUGGGAAAUAUGCCUCCAGAAAGGGUGAAUGUAUCGAGACCUUUUUAUCAUUGCGGUGUUGAUUUUUGCGGACCAACUCACUAUAACGUCAGAGCUGUACAUAUAGAAGUAGUUGGAGAUUUGUCUUCUCAAUCAUUUCUCUUUGCCCUAAAAAGAUUUGUAGGAAGGCGGGGACUUUGUCACAUAAUAUUUUGUGACAAUGCUACAAAUUUUGUUGGUGCUAGGAAUGAUUUAGCAGAGUUAAAAAAAGUUUUUAAUUCAAUAAGAAUACAAUCAAGAAUACAUACUUAUUGCUUGGAAGAAGGUAUAAUAUGGAAAAAUAUACCACCUCGUUCUCCUCACUUUGGAGGCUUGUGGGAAGCAGCUGUAAAAUCUGCAAAGACACUUCUCGUACGUCAUUUAGGCGAAGCUUCAUUGACAUAUGAGCAGUUGCUAACUGUGGUCAUACAAAUAGAAGCAAUUUUGAACUCUCGGCCCCUGACCCCGUUGUCAUCUGAUCCAAACGAUUUCGAAGCUCUUACACCAGGGCACUUCUUAAUAGGAAGUCCUCUUACGGCCAUAGCAGAACCAGAUGUGACAGACUGCGAAAUGAGCAGCCUAAACAAAUUUCGACAAAUACAGCAAAUACAACAGCACUUUUGGAAAAGGUGGUCGCAGGAAUAUUUCCAUCUUAUGCAACAAAGAGUAAAGUGGAAAACUAAGUCAAAUAAUCUUAAAAAUGACACAUUGGUGCUAAUCAAAGAAGAAAAUAGUCCUCCUAUGCGCUGGAAGCUUGGUCGAGUGGUUGAGACAUUCAAGGGAAGUGAUGGUAAAGUACGCGUAGCUAACAUAAAAACUAAAGCUGGAACGUACCAAAGAGCGAUUCAUAAUCUUUGUCCACUUCCAAUCGACGAACCAGAUUAUAAAGAAAAACAAACAAACUGCAAUAUUCCAGAAUAUACAAAAAAAAUCCUCAAAAUACAAGAGUUUUGA